GCAUCAUCCAUUUGGUAACGGUGAACAAGCCCUACUUACUCAGUUACUGUACUUCUUGAAGGCAUCAUAGUCUCCGACACGUAUCAUGUCGAAGUCAGAGCGCGAAGAUGCUAUAGCAGCCAUUACGUCCAAGAUCUUCUCAGCCAUGUUGGAUGACCUGACAAUGGAUGCGGCACUACAGGCGCACCACCAGCUUUUGCGUAGUAGAGCGGUUUGUCGUAUAUGUCACACUCGGUGCGGUAUGGUCCAUCCAAAUGGUGCCCAGAUUGUAACCUCGCAAGCGCAUUCCAUCAUCCACGGCGAUGUCGGAGGAAAGACGGCUUCAAGCACUGGAACCAACACUCCGAACGGAAGUAAAUCCGACGGCAACAUUCUCUUUGAAUGCAUGGUCUGCAAGCAUCAAGUCGCUUCCAAUAGAUUUGCCCCACACCUGAGUAAAUGUAUGGGGAUAGGGACUGGAAGCAGGCGUGGGGCUCCUCGCGGGACAAAUCUCAAGGCAAAGAUUCCUAUUGAACCUGGCCGGUCAGCGUCUCCAUACCCAGGUUCAGAAAACGGCAAUGUUUCAGAUGAUAACCUGAAUGGCAAGGGCAAGGUAAAGGGUAAAGGAAAGCGAGCAGAUGAUGCAGACUUCAAUCUGAAGCGAAAACGACCCAUAUCACCUCAGACAUCACCAACGAAAAAGCCCACGAAGAAACUCAAAACAGCAGGUUCACCGGUGUCUCGCCUCAAAGCAGACCCUGACAGCAGCGGCACGACUGCAAGCAACACUCUUCAAGUGCCUUCAUCGUCUUCACAAUCCAAAGUCCCAUCUAAACUUCGUUCAUCGUCUACUGCCUCUUUCCUCGAGCGCGAUCGCUCUUCCACACCAGGUUCUCAGUCAUCUGUCGGCACACCCAUUGCGUCAACAUCGUCCGCGAUAUCAGCGAGGAGCGCUGCAGGUACAGGUCCGCCGAAACGGGGGCGUCCCAAGGGUAGCAAGACUGGGACAGGUAGGGGUGGGUUGGCUGCCCAGCAGAAGCGACCGAGUCCCCCAAGAUUACUACCCCUGCCACCGCCGCCGCCGCCUGCUGUGAGCUAUCUUGUUGUGCCAGACGUCGAAGGAGACGAGACCGGGUCGUCAACCGAUACCGACGGCUGAUUAUACGACAGUUCGCUUUUUCCGAUUUUGCCAUUUAUCUGCAUGGGCGAGUACUUCCUGUAUACUGCUGCGCAUACACGAACCAUUCUAGCCAUGCUGUAUCAUGUCUAUGAAAGCAAGGUUAUGAUACCCUACUAAUUUGUAUUACUCUACGCUGACAGUGUUGUUGUUGCAUUAUACAAGUCGAUU
Messenger RNA from Suillus clintonianus, 1327 nucleotides. RefSeq lists its product as uncharacterized. The record is from RefSeq and is a predicted model, not a curated record. Gene Ontology annotation, biological process: regulation of transcription by RNA polymerase II; positive regulation of DNA-templated transcription. The coding region runs from base 86 to 1138 and encodes 350 amino acids. Gene Ontology annotation, cellular component: SAGA complex; DUBm complex. Gene Ontology annotation, molecular function: transcription coactivator activity. The transcript is spliced from 11 exons. NCBI's taxonomy places the organism in Eukaryota, Fungi, Basidiomycota, Agaricomycetes, Boletales, Suillaceae.